Messenger RNA from Sitodiplosis mosellana (orange wheat blossom midge), 3789 nucleotides. RefSeq lists its product as uncharacterized. The transcript has 5 exons. NCBI's taxonomy places the organism in Eukaryota, Metazoa, Arthropoda, Insecta, Diptera, Cecidomyiidae. The coding region runs from base 858 to 3446 and encodes 862 amino acids. Gene Ontology annotation, biological process: establishment of epithelial cell polarity. The record is from RefSeq and is a predicted model, not a curated record.
CACACACCGACACCACCAGCAUAGCACAUGCACACAGUACACGGCAGAAUAGAUCAGUAAACUCAAUGAACUGACGUUCGAGCAAAGUGUUGUGUGUUUCUUUUAUUUCUUUUUUCUUUCGAUUGAUUGUUGUUGUUUUCCUCUUUUUUUCCUCCACUUAUUUCUCAUCAUUUUGGAUUUUCUCAUGCAUUUAUUUUUGCUCUCUCUGUUUGUGGCCGCAUUAUAAGUUUGCAUUUUAAUCAAGAGUGGCAAUUAAUUUAGUACUUUCCGUUAAACGGUGGUCAUUUAGUUGACGAUACAAGAGUUGGAAUAAGUGCAUUUUGUGUGUCUAUUGCCUGUGAGAAUAAAUAGCAUCAGUGAGUGAUAGACAACGAUAGGCGACGACGGCGAUGACGGUGACGGCGACGACGACAAAGAAAAAUUAACCAAAAAAGAAUAAGAAGAAUCAACACCGUACCAAACACACAUUGUUUUUUUUUCCAUUACACUAAGACGACGGCGCUGGUUUAAUGUUUACUUUUUUUUCUGUUGUGCGUGAGAAUAGAAGUGUACACACAAAAAUUGAAGAAGAAGAAGAAGAAGAAGAAAUAUAAUGCGGAGAACGUACAUUAUGCGUGUGUGCAUUUUACAUGAGUUUUGUGCAGUAAAAACAAUUCACUGAUAUUUUAGUUGACCAAAGUCGCACCGAUUGCGACUCAUAUAGUUCCAACGAAACGAUCGUCGUAGAUAACUCUAUAUACAUACAUUGAUUUGUGGAUGAAAGAAGGUACUAUACAGUGUGUCCGUGUGUUCUUCAUGAAUAUCAAUAAAGUUCAAACAACUAUUGGAAUUUCUGUGUCGUACGCAUAAGAAUUUCGAUGAAAACAACUGAAAUGUCCGACGCAAAUAAUCGAAAUAAGACGCGUACGCCGAAUGUUUUCAAGAAUGCUGAUCGACCGUUGCCAUCGCCAACAGCGGGAUUGAUGAAGCUAAAUGAAAGUGCCCCGUUGUCACCCACUCUGUCGCCAAAUACGAAAUCGAUGAUAUCACAAAAAGUGCAGACACUCAAACAACGGAAGCAAGACUUGGACAAAUUGCUGCAAGAAAAAAAUAAUUUGUUACAGCAAUUGUGUCGCGAAGAAGCAAAAAUAAUUGGCUGCUCGACGUUCUCAUUGAAUGACAUAUCCACAUUUAGUGGGAUUGAUUGCGGUGAUGGGGGCGUAAAUAACAGCGACCGACUACAGUUGAAUAACAACAAUUCAACACUUCCACGACACAUUGACACUGGCUUUAAGCUACCAGAGAAUCUUUUGAACAGCAACGAAGACGACAUUAACCAAUUGAUGUUGAGCAAAAAGAUCCAACAGCAAAUAUCACAAGCUUCACUUAAACUCGCCAAUGAUGCUACGCAAACCAAAUCUGUUCGUCGUGCGCAUCGACAAAACUAUGAAGUGGCGCAACAAAAAAUUCAGAGUAUUAAUCAAACUCUAAGUAUUUUAAGAAGCCGUGCAAAUGCUGAUUCUAUCACAAACCGAGAUGAUAUUAAUCUUAACAAUAAUUUGGGAUAUUCGACAUCAAACAAUGUGAUUAACGGCAGCAAAAUCCAUAACAAUGACAUAAAAUCGAAACCAAACUUAAACGUUAGUUCGAUCAGUUUGGAAAACAACAAUGUUAUUCCGGAAAGGCGCAAUUCGGCCGUUUCAACAGGAUCGGCAUCUCAGUAUUUGGCCGCUACUGUAUCGAAAUCUCGACCACGAUGCGAUAGCUAUAGCGGCCAAACCAGUGUUCAAAGCUACGUAACAGCUGCAACAAGUAACAGUGACAAAAUGAUGCAUUCACCGAAUUACACGUACCAACAGCAGGUUCAAAUUCCGCAUCUGCAUUACAAAAGCCAUGCGGAUAAAAUCGCAUAUGUGACAAAUGCCGUUGCCAACGCAGCUGCUAAUGCGGUUCCCGUGACAAAUGGAAACUUGGUGGCUUCACCAAAAUACGGACGACUUAAGCCGCUUACAGUUGAUACCAGCAUAAAUGAAUCGUAUUACUAUCCGCCCAGCGGAAGUGCUAACCAUCAACAUCGAGCGCAACAUUUUCAACAGCACUACACACAACAUCAGCAUCAGCACAGGCAUAGUCCGUACACAAUGAGUCGAGCACACUUAACGCCAACCAAAGUGAAGCAUUCAUCGUCACACUUACAUGUGAACACAAAACCACCAAUCAGUGAUGAUGAAGAGGAUAUUGCCGGUCAAUAUGCUACUUUACUGACACUGUCCGAACAACCGAAACAAGGCUCUUUGCAUCAAGAUGCUGAAAAUCAAGAAUCCGAAACACAUUAUACAGAGAUUUUGUGCCGAAAGCCGUCAGCACCGCUGCCAUUGACUGAACGCAACCACUUCCAAACCAAAGACGUCAAUUUGUCCACGAAAAAUCAAGGACUGGGCGGAUAUUGGACCACCAAUGAGAACAACGAACGGAUUUGGUUAUCGGUUGAUAAUCGCUUCUCAAGUCUGGAUCGAAAAAGCCAGAAGAAUAAGAUGAAGAAGCAACAGGUGAUACGAAGUAUAAAUCAACCAACCAAAUCCACAUCUUUGGGCAAUUUCAAUUUUAUUAACAAAUCCGAUGACACACCCGUGACGACUCCAACGAUCAAUGCCGAACUAAAUGAUCCACGUCGUUUGAGCAAAGAGAAGCAAUGGACUGAAACGUCAUUGGAUACGCCAGUACGAAAAAUAGAGCAAAUCUCUCCGCAACUCGUUUCACCACCAAUUUACUAUCGUGAUAAGAACCGUUUGUCGUCCCAUUCCAUGCAUUCUCCAAAUCGGAAUGUGAUGUCUAUAGGAAAUUCGCACACGUUAACUUCACUUCAAACGCCGCACAUCUUGAGCAGUUUGUCAAAAGCGUUGAGCACAUCAGCGAAUGCUCUGUCGGGCGUUGAAAGUGUAUCAAGGAGUCAACCGCAACAGUUAUUGCCACAGCAGUCGUCUCCAUCCCCUUCACAACAGCCAUUUUAUCAUAAUUCGUCGAUACACCACGUGCCUUCAUUUGAUAAUAAUUCAACUCUACAAGUUAAUCCAAAUGUGCCUACACCGAAAUUACAGUCGCCUGAUGUGCCUUCAGCGGCCAAUUCAUUUUUAGAUAAUUCCAAUUGUUUCACAUCAAACAUUUCAUCGGCCGAUAUUCAAGUGGAAUCACCGAAAAACGUGACCAUCGUACAACCGGCCAAAUUUCAACCGUACAAAGAGGUGACAAAACCAUUUGAAAUGUCUGACUUUUAUAAAUAUUCGACGAAAUUUCGACAAAAAACCGCUUCAGCUAAUAUCAUGCAAUCGGAGAAUAAUUCACCAAAUUCACCGCAAUUACCACCCAAAAAUGCUAUGCACCAAGUGAAAAGUUCACACCGGCACAUGCACUCGAUAAGUGCAAAUGUGACUGAACCAACGUCACCCGCCUAUUCGGUCAACCAUUAACCACAAUAUGAAUCUGAGAAAAAUGGCAUUCGGCCGUGUAAUUUAUGAAGAAUGUUAGUGAAGAGUGUGGUUAACAUAAAAUGAAAAUAGUCUAUAUUAUCGGAAAAAAGACUUAAAAACAAUUUCGAUGUAAAUUUUUUGCAGCUAAUAGGCAGCCAUUUUUGAUACGUUUUUUUUUUCUCUAUCGUUUUAUAGGUAGAUUAAUUUUAAUAUUAUGAAGUAUUCGUAAGACAUUUACUUCAAUAGGAAAUCCGAUCUAAUUGUAUUGAUAUAAUGUAGUGUAAAUUUACAUUUUAAUGCAUUUUAUAAUAAAUUUUUGGAGAAGAAACUUUUUUCCACGUAA